Messenger RNA from Schistocerca serialis cubense, 1305 nucleotides. RefSeq lists its product as uncharacterized. The transcript has 2 exons. Bases 1 to 471 code for a protein of 156 amino acids. NCBI's taxonomy places the organism in Eukaryota, Metazoa, Arthropoda, Insecta, Orthoptera, Acrididae. The record is from RefSeq and is a predicted model, not a curated record.
AUGAUAACCAUCAUACAUUUUGCCCAGCUACAUCUGAAUGUCUUAACUAAACUCUACUCUCUUUUUAUUAGUACUCACAUUGCACCAUUUCCACAAGUGAACACUCUACCUAUAUCAUGCUGUUUUGGUUGGUAUCUUGCUGUAUCACAGGAACUAAGCAAAUCUUUACACCAGUACUUUGUCUCAAAGGGAAUUAGAGGUAGUGCUGAAUGGUUUACAUGGCCUGGUGGAUCACAGGCUGCUCCAGUUGACAAGAAAGGGCCAUUCACAUGUCCAGUUUGUCUUCGAAUUUACCGUCGCUCACGUUCUCUAUGGCGCCAUCAACGUUAUGAGUGUAAUAUGCCAGCUCAGUUCCUAUGUCCAUUAUGUCCAUACAGAGCCAAACAUAAGUGUAGUCUAAAGCUUCAUCUUAACAAGAAACAUCACAUGCCUUCAGAAAAUACCACUGAUGUGAACUACUUGCAGAAGUAAUCUGAUAGCUAUGAAUACUGAAAAUUUUGUGCUUUCUUUUUCCUGAGAGACAAUUCUGAAAUAUGUUGUGGAGUUGUUAUUGGAAUUAAAAUAAUGCAUUUUAACAUAAAUUUCAUAAAGGCAGUAGUCCUGUAGUGGAUAGGGUUUUAUAUUUGUAUUUUUUUGCUGUUGUAGUAAUAUUAAAUGGGCUUAAAAUGAAAAUCAUAAAUGGAUAAUAACAAAAUUAUAAGUGCCAGAGGUGUCUUUAAUUACCAGAUGCUGGACAGAAAUGAUUGCUGCAGUGUGCACCAACCACCAGAAUAAAGCAAAAUAUACUAAGAGUUUUAUUGAACGUCUGAUUUUUUGAAGUUUUAAAUAAUUCUUUUGCCCAAAGAAAAGAGAAUUACAUUAACAGGAAAACAAAGUAUGGCAUACAUUAAAGGUCACUCUAAACUCUUCAUUAUGUAAUACAGCCUCCAUUUGAAGUCUGCUACUGUAUAAAGGCCUCCUCUAGACUUCUCUGUGCUUUACUGUCUUCACUGACAUACAUGUGUGGUCUUAGAUGUAUUCUAAAUUUAUGAAUUUAUAAAAAUGUAGCCCUGAUGAUACAGUCGAUUGAUGAAUUGUAUUUAGGAUAUUUUUGUGCAACAAGGGAAUAUAUAUUGUUCUUGUUCUGAUAGUGUGUGUUGCCUCUUAUGCUUGUUGCCAGUAACCUGAAGACCUGCCUGCUGCCAGUGUUGGUGGUAUAUUGAUUGGCAAAAUAUGCAUUUAAACAGAUCCUUUUAUCAUUAAUCCAAAGGUUGUAAGAAUGAGAAUGAUUAAUGCUGAAGGCAUUACAAUUGACAAAAUAAAGGA